Messenger RNA from Marchantia polymorpha subsp. ruderalis, 2169 nucleotides. The record is from the annotation of a GenBank genome assembly. Lineage: Eukaryota; Viridiplantae; Streptophyta; Marchantiopsida; Marchantiales; Marchantiaceae.
GUCAAGUCACUAAAGUGAAGCAAGUAGUUCUGGCAUCAAGACUCUAUUUGAGUUUCCUCGUGGAGACUUCAUGUCAAUCUAUGUAGAAAGAUGGCAGCAGCGGUAGAGGCAAAAGAGGUUGGCAAGCAGAGGGCAUCGACAGUGGCGAACAAGGUUGGCCAACAGAGUGCAGCAAACGCGGCCGUCAGACAUUUUAAUAGCCACGCGGUUCUUAUUGAUACGUUUUUGCGACAGAAUCUGUCCGACAGCGUUGUAGAACAGGGCCUGAAGGUCAGUGGGAGAUCUACUGCACACAAGUACAACUAUGUUUGGUCAAUUUUUAAUUUUUCUAUCCUUCUCUUUUCCUCUCCCCUUUCUUUUCUCCUUUGAACCGAUUCCUCGUUUCCAACUUUGAUCCCUUUUUGCAGGGAGUGACAAGAGUUUAGGAUUCAUGCUUGAGGUUCUAAACCCUAGACCCUACUUCUAUAGCGUCGCCUUGUCAAUCUUUAAGUCCAGUCUAAAAGGGCGAGUCCAAAUAGUCAAUUUGCCACUUCAGCAUUUGUAAAUUUUGUUUCAACGGUGAAGGAAAUUAGGCCGCCGGGAGGCGAGGUUUCAGCGCAAGGACGUGUUGCAAUCAAGAAUCGGUCAUGAUUCUAUAGCAAAGAAGAGUGCGAUACUUUGUUUGAUGGUUGGAAAGAUGAGCGAAUUGUGAGCUAUACAAGGGAGAAAUCUUUCAAGAGAUUCUAUACGAGUUCUUGGGAGACGGCAUCUUCAGUUCUGAUGGUGAACUAUGGAAGAAGAAAAGAAUAGUGAUGCAGGCUGAGGCUCAGCGAUAGGUGCUUCGUGAUCACAGCCUAGUAACCUACUGGAAGAAGGCUCAUCUUCUCGCCUCCAUCUUUAGCAAGGCCUCUUUCUCUGCAACGUCUCUCGAUAUGCAGGAUCUUUUUAGAAGAAUGACCCCCGGACAAUGGUGUCCGAGGUUGCAACUGGAGUGCGACUGGGAGCACUGUCUCAUGAGCUGCCAUACGUGCCAUUUCAAUCAGCAUUCGAUGAGGCAAACGUGAAUAUGUGCUUCAUAGUGGCUGGACGUGACAGCACCUCAUCGGUACUCGUAUGCUUCAUCUACUACUUGGUGAGCAAACCUGAAGUCGCCGAAAAGAUUUAUGAUGAGCUAUGUGCAUUCGAAGCCCGGCAUCAACGGACUCCAACUCUGAAUUCUGGUAAAUAUGCAUACAUCACAAUCGACAACAUCCACGAGUUCGUUACUGUCUUCACAGUGUUCAAAUCAAAACUUUCUCCCGUGUCGCACAGCUCUGCUUCUAUAACGGUGCGUCAGUUUGGAGAGAAUGAUCUACCGUCAAUAUUGCAGUCUCGCAAUAAUUUUUUUGCCUUAAAAAGCAAAAAAGUUGAACUAUGUUAGCAUGCAAUUUGAGCCGGAAAUCAAUGAAACAGGUGUUAAAUUUUUCGACAGCAGUUGGUUUCAAACCGUAAGGACUGAAAGAGACACGUAAAACCCGACUCAUACCACCGACGUUUAUUCGUCGGAAGUGGUGUGACAGGUGAGAGACCAUAUAUAUCCACCAGUAAGCGAGGAAUAGUCGGUGGCGGAUAUAUUAAGAAUAGGAAGAGGGAAACAAAGGAAACUCAUAACGAUGUUGUUUCGUCGUACCUGGAUGUUGGAACUCUAUAAGUAUUGCUGUCAUUACCAGAGAUCCGACACAAGUAUUCGGGAAGAGUUGAAAUCAGUCUCGUGCACGGGUAGGAACAUCUUGUUGGACCUUGUUCUUGAUCGUUGAUAAGUGUAGAAUGAGUCUUUCCUAAAGGAGUAGCAGAGCUUCUUCGAGGGGCAAGGGAGGCUUCGAAAAUUCUUCCUGCAAGUACAAGUGAGUGCGCCAGCGGACUUGGGACAAGUGGGUAGCUGAGAUUCGGGAUCCAGGGAAAGGACGUAGAGUGUGGUUGGGUACGUUCAACACCAAGGAAGAAAGCAUUACAAAUUUUUGGUCCAAAUGCUCACUUGAAUUUGCCAAAUUCUCGCAUCGUCACGAAGUCAAAUCAGAAUACAGUUUUUAAGCCAUUGUUCUCCGUAUGUACAAGGAUUUUGUUUUUGAAAACAUAUCCAUAUCCUCAAGUUUCUAAGAUUACGGUGAGUUAUCAUCUGGUUCAUUUCCUAUCAUUUUAAAAAUAAAUGAC